Molecule: messenger RNA, 420 nt
Organism: Ogataea angusta
Lineage: Eukaryota; Fungi; Ascomycota; Pichiomycetes; Pichiales; Pichiaceae
Exons: 1
Coding region: 1-420 (139 amino acids)
Source: RefSeq, a predicted model, not a curated record
AUGUUUGAUCGCUAUUUCAAAUAUUUGGAAUCAAAGGAAGAUCAGCUAUCGACUCAGUUUCUGAAAGAUACACUUGCAGGUAGUGGUAAAAUAGGCGUUCAAAUCUUAUCAAAAUAUAAAUGCGUGGGACAGGAAAAAUUGAUAAACGAAGCAGACGAACCUGAAGUAUAUUUGAUGGAUUUCAAGGUGAACAAUCAGAGCAAGCCGAUAAUCAAAUUUGGAAAAUCACCUUAUAGUAGGAUGCGACUUAAAAAUAUGGAGGCACACAGGAAGAUAUUAAAAAUCAGGUACGAUAGUACGACCGAAGUUGGACGGAGAAGUAAAUCCAAAAAAGAUACAAAUAAAGGCUCCUCGCAGUAUACUCGACUGUUUGCUACCCCCUUCACUGAUGCGCAAAUCGAGGAUGUUUACGUAAGCUAG